This is a messenger RNA of Octopus sinensis (East Asian common octopus), 3892 nucleotides long. RefSeq lists its product as uncharacterized. The coding region runs from base 1507 to 3288 and encodes 593 amino acids. The record is from RefSeq and is a predicted model, not a curated record. Gene Ontology annotation, molecular function: protein binding. The transcript is spliced from 4 exons. Lineage: Eukaryota; Metazoa; Mollusca; Cephalopoda; Octopoda; Octopodidae.
UGCAUGCGCGUGCGCGUUUGCAGACAGGAAAGGCGAACAUAAUUUCCGAAAACAAAGAAAGGGAUUUAGCACAAAACGAAGAAAUCUUUAUCUGUAAAAAGCUUGAGUCUUGUUCUUACCCCAUUUUAUAGGUAAGCACACCGGUACCUAAGACAAUUCAAGGCUAGAACUCACGAGUCAUACAGUGUUUCUGCACUACCUUGAUUAAGUAAGAACUUUUUAUUGAAACACCGGAAACGAACAACAAGCACAUAAUAUGAAGCUUUCAGUUAGCAGGACUGUGCACAUGUCAUAGUCGGACAAAAAAAAGGAGGAAGAAGAAUGCGAAAAACUCGAAUUUUGACCGUACCACAGCAUGAUUUUGAAAAUACACAUAACCAUUGUUUGUUGAGUUCGCAUUCAGCAUGAGGUCGAAUCGUUCGCUAUCUACAUAGCAGGUGACAAGGGUACUCAGAUUAUUACUUAUGGUGCGUGAAAUCUUAAUUUGAUUAGAGUUUGCCCAUAAAAAUACCUUACGGGCUUCCCCAUUCAAAUUGAAUUACAACCGCUUUCUUUUAGCCUUAACUUCCACAUAAUAAGCUCUUUGUUUGCUACCGCAAAUAGAUUGGGUUUUCUCACUUCACAAAUGCCCUAUGUUUUUCUAACUUGAAUCCACUUUCCACUAAUUAAUUAGCCCGUGCAUCAAACACCACAAAAAGCCUUUUCCCGUGUAGGCACUUAGUCAUCCUGUGCGUGAACAUGGCACUGCGUUUGACCUUGAACGUGUGCGUAUAUGCAUGCGUGCGUGUACUGGCCAAUGCUGCUGAGGGACAUACGUAAACAUCUGACGUUGGAUGCGCGGCCUUGGAUUUGCGCGUACUAGAUAAUUAUAAAUUAAGAUUCGAUGCGUUAAUUAAGCAUGAGGAUGCAUGCUUUGGCGACCAAACUCAAACGCUUUUCACAAUUACGCUUCGUGACUCGAUUUCCGUUACUGACCACAAGUUUUGUUCAUAAAAUUCCAUUUUACCUAUCACUUUUACUUGGGUUGCCCGGUUAUAUUUUUGCCUAUCAACUCAUAAAUUAACACUUACUUAAAGCAUCUUCUGCAGUUUGACACCAAUUUUUUUGGUCUUUUUGUGCUCGAUAUCAGUUCAAGAUUUGAUUAACCAAAGUAUUAAUUAGAGAAUUUGUAGUUCAGCAUCAUUUUUUGAGUAAAAAAUAGACGUUUUCGUGUUUGAUAUCACUUUUUGAUUACUGCUUCUCUUGAGCAGCCAACGUUUUUUUCACCAACCUACAAGCACAGUAAACAGUUUUUGUGCUUGAAAACCUGAAACCUGUCUACGAUUUUUUUUACUGUUUUUAAAUAGCCCUUUGUUUUCCAUUUGGGUACCGUUUCUGCCAUUAUCGUUUUGAUUAUUGCUUUGCCAUUACUUAAAAUCGUGUGCUUAUCGGUUGCCCCAAACUAUCUCACUUAGUCCACAAAAAUUAAAUCCAUUUAAAGUUCACUUAUUUCAAUAAAUUGCCAAAAUGCCCCCAAAGAAGAGGGUCCGCAUUGGAAGAAGGACGGCUGGUGCAGAGGCUCAUAGGGCCAAAAGGGCCAAAGAGGCACUCCAAGACAGAGCUACUCGAUUAGCUCUGAAUGCCGCUGCCUUGGCCAACGCAAGGGCAGCUGAAACCGCAGAACAAACACAGGCCCGCCGUUCACGAAAUGCCGCUGCCAUGGCCAAUGCAAGGGCAGCCAAAACUGCAAAACAAAAACAGGCCCGCCAUUCUCUAGAUGCCGCUGCCACAGCCAACGCAAGGGCAGCUGAAACCGCAGAACAAACACAAGCCCGCCGUUCUGUGGGAAAAACUCCACGGAAACAGAUAUUUGUAAUUGCUAAUUAUCAGCGCCAUGUGAUGUCUAACAUUGCUUCGUUGUGGAGGAAUAGAAAACUGUGUGAUGCUAGUAUUAGUAACGGUUCAUCUGCUGUGAUGGCAGAAUUGUCAAAUCAAUGUUAUUCGGAAGAAUCAAUGAAGCAACAAUAUACAGAGCAGGUGCAGACUGAUGAUCAACUGUUUGAUGCUGAUAAACACAUGAUUAACACUCAGGUAUCUCAGAUAAUUGCAAAUUCUCUUCAAAUUGCUUCCCAAAUGCCAGUCCAACAGUGUAUGGAUGUUGCUCAGUCAGCACAGAUACCUGUACCCAAACCAAAUGGUGUUAGGAAGCCUUGGCAUCAGAGGAAAAGAAUACUUGCUGUUGCUGAUCAUCAGCUCCAUGUCAUGUCCAACCUGGCAGCACUGUGGAAAAGUAAAAAAUUGUGUGAUGCUAGUAUUGGUAAUGGUUCAUCAACUGUAAUGGUACAUAAAGUUAUUCUAUCUGCUGUGUGUCCAAAACUAUUGUCAGUAUUUAGUACAAAUAUUUCCUCUCAGAAGUUUCUCCAAAUAAACUUUCCAGAAGAAGUUAGUACACAAGCUUUAAAUGCAUUUGCAGAAUACAUGUACAAUGGAUAUUUAGAUCUUGAUCCAGAUAUUUUACAGCAAUUAAAAAUCAUUGCAAAACAAUUAGAAAUGAAAAAAUUUGAAGAAAUGUGUGAUAACAAUCUUAUAAACAAAAUAAACCAACCGUCGACUGAUCUUAGGCAGAACCAGACACAAGCCGGUCUGCCAGUUCCAACCAAUAUUACAGUGCCAACAGUUCAACCAUCUCUGCCUUCAUCAUCCAUCACAUCAGUUACAUCUCAAUCUACUCCAUCUUUCAUUACACAAGUCAUUGAUGUUAAACAAGAGAUAUGUGAGGCUGCAUUAGCACAAGUUAAAAAUGGUACUGCUGGUGUCAUUGAACAGGAAUCUGAAAUUGACUCAUUGGAUGCUAAUACAUAUGGUGACUGCUCAAAUGAUUCUGAUUUUGUUCUCAGAGUGAAAACUGAACCUGUAGGGCUUGAUAAUGAGAAAUAUGGUCAACUGAACAAUGAGGCUUACAUAUCCACUCCAGUUUCAAGCAAUACAGUAUCACAUGUGAUAUAUGGACCAACAUGUAAAUUAAAGUCUAAUGUAUUUGAAGGCUCUAUAGUUUCUGACUUACCUCCUGUGUCAUGCAUUGAAGAGAAAAGGUCUUCCCAGUCUAUUUCCAUACAAAAUGAUGCAUCUAAAAUGCUACACCGAAGUAUAGCAACUAUCCAGUCAAUUGAGAACAUUAUGACAUCUGGUAGUAAUGAAGGUGUCUAUCCUGUAAGACUUUUUACAGCAGGAAGGGACAACGUACCAUUAUGUACACAACAUACAAAUCUUAAACAUGUAGGUUUAUAUGAAGCAGAUGAUCUUAUGUGAUAGAGAAAAUGACUAAAUAACCUUUCAUGUGCAGGUAUGGCUGUGAUGUUAAGAUAUUCGUUUUACAAAAUUGUGGUUCUGAGUUUGUUUCCAUUGCUCUGCAUUUUCAGUUUCUUGUGAGGGAAAGUUAGUCGAUGGAAACUUUGUAUCAGUAGGUGAUGAUGAAAUUGCAGUGUGAACAGAAAUGCCUUGUGAUUCUGUCAUGGGCUUUUAUGUUCAUCUGCACUUAGGAUCAUCUUUGGUGUAAAGGGAUGCUAGGAGGAAAUGCAGUGUCAGCCUAGUAGAGAUUUGAAUUUGGAAUGUGAAAUAUUACAAAGCAUUUUGUCCAAUAUUCCAAAGAUGUUUCCACUCACUUCUACACACCUCAUAACUUUAUCACCACUAUUUCAUCUCUUCCCAGCUUCCCCCAAUCAUUGUGACUUCAAUAUGUAACUAUGUAGCUCCUCUACAGUAUGAUAGUUUAACCCUUCAUCUUACAUAAAACCAUCCUCUCCUUAGAAUUUGUAGUCUUGCCAGCUGCAUGGUGACCUCGCUAGUGUUGGUGACAUGAAAAUAGCACCCAGUAUAGUUUGUAUUGUUUAGCAUUAGGAAGGAUAUCCAGGAG